AUGGCGGAUCUUUCACUGGACGAAUUAAUACGCCGACGCAAUUUUAAUGCCAAACCUGCCAUUAAAAGGCCUGUGUUUGGGAGGGGCGCAGGAGUGGCGGGCAGAACAUUUGACGCCAGGCAGAAGAUUGGAGCGGGUGACGUCAGACAGAGGUUAGGAGGCGGAGGAGGAGCGUUCCAGAUUAAAGAUGCCAGGGAGAAGCUGGCACAAAAGGACGCGCGUUUCCGUAUCCGCGGCAGGGGAGGGGGUGCCGCCGGGGGUGUACAGGACGCCCGACAGAUGAUCAACUCUCGCAAACAGCAGCAGGGAGGCAACGCCCCUCUGAGCGCUGCGCAGACGCAGGCGCAGAUGCACAAACCCGCAGCCGCCUCCGGUCUGCAGACGCACAUCGCGCAGAUUCAGAUUCAAAAUAACAACACAAACGGCAGACAGUUUCCUCCCAGCGCUCAAGGACUGAAUUCACGAAUCAGUGUAGCUCUGCAGCCGGGAGGCGGGAUUACCAAAGUAGUGGACGCACGCGAUAGGCUGAGCCUAAAGAGGAACAUCACUUCAGCACCCAGUCAGGGGUCAGUAGCACCACUGAAGAUCACUAAAACCAUCCAGCAGAGACCGGUUGGAAUGACCAGCGGGAUUCGCGUGAACGUCCCCAGCAGAGGAGCGCAGGGCCUGUCCGGAGGAGAUGAUGAUGAUGGUGUCAUACCCAACAAAAAGAUGAAGAUCACUACGUCCAACGACCUGGCACAGACACGGCCCGGCACUGUGGGCUCUGGCUUCUCCAUGUCUGCACCGAUCACUAAGGUGGUGAAGAAUGAUGCGUACACAGCCCCGCCCCCUCCUGUUCCCGUGGCGCCCACGCGGCCCAGCGCCGUGGCGACGGCAGCAGCCAGGUCUUCGGCCGCUCCCCUACCACCCGUCUCCAGGACACUGGUCAACCCACAGCAAGGAGGGGAUACCUGUGCUGUUCCCACACCUCCACAGUCUGCCUUUAGCCCUCUGGAGGGCACGAAGAUCACCGUUAAUAACCUACAUCCUCGUGUCACUGAGGAGGACAUCGUGGAGCUGUUCUGCGUGUGUGGGGCUCUGAAGAGAGCUCGGCUGGUGAAAGUGGGGGUAGCAGAGGUGGUGUUUGUCAGAAAGGAGGAUGCAGUCAGCGCGUACAGGAGAUACAACAACCGCUGCCUGGAUGGUCAGCCAAUGAAGUGCAAUCUUCACAUUCAGGGGAAUGUCAUCACUUCAGACCAGCCCAUUCUGUUGAGGCUGAGUGACACGCCUGGUGCUUCUGGAGGCGGAGCCAAGAAAGACGGCCUCCCCGCCUCUCUGUCUCGCUCAGGCGGUCGUGCCGCCUCCUCCCAGCCCACCCCCGAGGUGGACCCUCAGACCAUCCUAAAAGCUCUGUUUAAAUCCUCCACCCAGAGCCCCACCCCCUCAGAGCCCCCCAGUUCUCAGGCCACCGCCUUCCGCAUUAAAAUAUAACACACACACACA
This is a messenger RNA of Chanos chanos (milkfish), 1485 nucleotides long. RefSeq names its product polymerase (DNA-directed), delta interacting protein 3 (gene poldip3). NCBI's taxonomy places the organism in Eukaryota, Metazoa, Chordata, Actinopteri, Gonorynchiformes, Chanidae. Bases 1 to 1473 code for a protein of 490 amino acids. Gene Ontology annotation, molecular function: mRNA binding. Gene Ontology annotation, cellular component: nucleus; nuclear speck. The transcript is spliced from 10 exons. The record is from RefSeq and is a predicted model, not a curated record. Gene Ontology annotation, biological process: poly(A)+ mRNA export from nucleus.